AUGGAUUUCCCUCUAGAUCCAGUACCAGGUAUGGCAGUUUAUGAAGGUGCCGGCGAGAACUUCGAUCCAUUGUAUCUGAAUAGGGGAGAUGUGGUGCAGCUCGUGGAUGCGGAAGCAUCAGCUGUGGUUGCGGAUGUAGUGGCUCCAGCAGAGUCCGCGCUUGGUCUGAAAAGGGGAGCUUCUGAACUUGGAGAUGACGCAGAGUCGGCAGGAGGUUCUGAUGGGACCGUGAAGGAAGAAUCCACUCAAUCCGUGGUGAAGCCAGACCCGAAAGCGCCAGGAUGGUCUAAAAGGCUUAGGGUUGGCAAAGCACCAGCUGAGAGGACACCCUGCGCUAGCAGAAUGGGUGCGCUGGAACAGUCUGUGAGGCAAUUCGCUGAGAACCCGUCAGAAAAUGUGAUAAAGGUGGAUUUAGGGAUGAGUUUUGACUCCCUGAAUGAAGCCUACGAUUUCUACAAUCUGUAUUCGUGGGAGAAUGGCUUCGGUAUCAGAUAUGGGAAGAGUCGCCUUAAUGUCGAGAGGGUGAAGUGUAUGCAAGAGAUUGUAUGUGGAUGCUCGGGGAAGCCUGAGAAGGAGCACACCAGGUCGUGCAGGUGUGAGUGCCCAGCUCUCGUGCGUUUGCUUCGAACGGCUGAUAGUGGGUGGUUCAUUGCAGAGCACCGGGUAUCUCACAACCACUCUUUAUCUUUAACGUGUGGAGAGAAAGUACACUGGCCAUCGCACAAACACAUCGAUGUGUACACAAAGAAUCUAGUUAAGCAACUAAGGGAGAAUAACAUAGACAUUGGCAAGGUUUAUGCAAUAGUAGGAAGUUUCUUUGGUAGCAUGGAGAAUGUUCCUUUCACGAAGAAAGCUCUGAAGACACUAUGUGGUAGGAUUAGUCGUGAUCAGGCGGAUGAUGACAUACAGAAAACCAUGAAAGUUUUCUCUGAGAUAGCUCUGAAGGAUCCUGACUUCACAUUCCGAGUGCAAACAGACAGUGAGAGUCGAAUAAAAAAUCUAAUGUGGGCGACAGGAGGUGGGCGGGCGCAGUAUAAAUAUUUUGGGGACGUCCUGACAUUUGACACUACCUACAAAACUAAUUUGUAUGAUAUGCCAUUUGGUCUGUUUGUUGGAGUAAAUAACCACUUCCAGAGUAUUAUAUUGGCUGGUGUGAUGGUUCGUGAUGAGCAGGUGGAGAGCUUUGAGUGGGUGUUUAGAGAGUUUGUAGACAUGAUGGGAGGGCAUGCGCCGCGCACUAUUUUGACAGAUCAAUGCAGAGCGAUGGAACUGGCGAUUAGUAAAGUACUGCCAAACACAGCACACAGGUGGUGUAAAUGGCAUGUGCUGAAGAAGGCGAAGGAGUGCCUUGGUCCGCUGUACACGAAGAGGAGUGAAUUCAGGCCAGAAUUCCACAAGGUGGUAAACCAUAUGAUCACAGCUGAGGAGUUUGAGUGUGCUUGGCAGAAGUUGGUUGAGAAGUACAACCUUAGGAACCAUCCGUACAUGACUCAACUGUUUGAGAUCAGGGAGAAAUGGGCUAGCCCAUAUUUCAGAGGAAUUUUCUGCGCUAAGAUGACUAGCACGCAACGAAGUGAGAGCGCGAACCAUGUGCUGAAGACAUAUGUUCCCCCGUCAUGCCCAAUGCACAUGUUUGUGAGGCAUUACAUGAGGAUGCAGUUUGACAGAGAUUCGGCAGAGUGUGCAGAGGAGAAAAGGACACGACUGGCACGGCCGCUGUUGCGAGUAAAUAGAGCUUUCGAGAGACAUGCAAGCAAAAUCUACACCAGGGCAAUGUUUGAGAAAUUUGGCGAGAUCCUAUACGAGGCAGGGUACUAUGAAGUUGAGGUGGUAGAUAAUGGCAAGGUCUAUAUUGCGAAGAAUAUUCAGGCUGACAAAAGGGAGCUGUGGAUGAAAGUGCGAUUCAAAGUAACUGUGGCGGAAAACCGAGAAGCAUUCGAGUGUGAAUGUGGACAAUUUGAACACAUGGGCCUGUUGUGCUGCCAUAUACUAAAGGUCAUGGAUCACUUGGACGCGAAGGAAAUUCCGGAGCGGCACAUAGUUAAGAGAUGGACAAGGGAUGCAAGGGAUGUACUGCCGGAUCACCUUGCACAUUACCAGCGGGACCAGCUCUCGAAGGGAGCGUUCACGUUCCGUCAUUCUAACCUAUACAUGCAGGCGAUGCAGAUUGUGAGGAUGGGUGACACCAAUGUGGAAGCUUAUGAAAAGUUGACCCAGCUGUUUAAGGAUGUGGUUGUAGCAAUGCAACCAUACACGGAAAAACCGGACGGGAUGGGUCUGGAAGAGCAGUUGAAGGGUAAUGAAAAGCAAGGGCAGGCGCUGUCAUUGCUUUCAGUCCUAAGAGUUGAGCAAUCAUUUUUCAGAGGUGAGCAUGCAGCUGAUGGAGCAAUGAAACUGGGAAGUGGUUUCCAGAAAAUUCAAUGUGGUGGAACUGUGUGUGCAGCUUACCAGGAGUGGUUGGACACAUGUCCAACAGUUUGGACAGGUGGGAGCGAUAAGAGGGGACCUGCUCGUAGCGUUUCUGUUCAUGGAGAUAAAGAAGAAAGUCCGUUCCCGGGUGGCAGUAAGGUGGCUGAUGUGGAUGUACCUGACUUGAAAGGGAAAAGUGCAGUGGCUGGAGUGAUGGUUGCUUGUAAGGAGAAACCUGAUUUGGCCGAGGGUUUCGGUGAGCACGACCCGCUUGCUGAUUCUACAGAUGAAGAAGAGUGGCUGGAGUUUGAAGAAGGAGACGAAUCUGGUGUGUUUGACAGUGGCUGCAACUGCGAUGAGGAAGAUGAUGUCACCAGCCCACCGGAGAAGAAGCUCCGCGUUGAGUAG
Lolium rigidum is the source of this 2817-nucleotide messenger RNA. Its product is annotated as protein FAR1-RELATED SEQUENCE 7-like. NCBI's taxonomy places the organism in Eukaryota, Viridiplantae, Streptophyta, Magnoliopsida, Poales, Poaceae. Bases 1 to 2817 code for a protein of 938 amino acids. The transcript is spliced from 11 exons. The record is from RefSeq and is a predicted model, not a curated record. Gene Ontology annotation, biological process: regulation of DNA-templated transcription. Gene Ontology annotation, molecular function: zinc ion binding.